Oryzias melastigma (Indian medaka) is the source of this 699-nucleotide messenger RNA. RefSeq lists its product as uncharacterized. The transcript is spliced from 2 exons. Lineage: Eukaryota; Metazoa; Chordata; Actinopteri; Beloniformes; Adrianichthyidae. The coding region runs from base 1 to 699 and encodes 232 amino acids. The record is from RefSeq and is a predicted model, not a curated record.
AUGGUCUCUCAGGGGUGGCAGCUAGCACAGGAGGUGGAAACUGAGAGACAGCGUCUGCAGGAACAUGUUGAAGACCUGAAGAAACGCUCCACGUUCCACUUCAGGAUGUCCUUCCUGCAAAGCAGGGUCUCAGCAUCAGAGUUUCACUGCCAGGAAAUUCUUGGAAUGUUCGGGGAUCUUGGGUUCCAGCAUGACGUUGGAGAGUUUCAUCAGGAAGCAGUUCAGCCAGAGACCGGAUUGUACGUAGUGGCCAAGACCAGACAUGUUGAGAAGGUUAUGCUGCAGACUCUGUACCAGACAUCCCUUCCAAGCACAGCAGAUCUUCACAGCUGUGAGAGUAAGCUCACAGAGGAUGGAAAACCGCUUCCCAAAACCCACAUGGGUUUGGUUCAGGAGAUCUCACCUGCUGCGUGUCCAGAGAAGUCGUCCACAGAGGAAACGCCCUCACAAACUGAGACGGUCCAACCCAGAACAGGAGUGUUGGCAAAAACACCACAGAAUCCUUUAGCUUCACAGCCACCUGUGAUGAUCUACAGUGAAGUCCGGUCCAAAGCCCAGUCGAUGGCAAAGAGUCGGCUCCGGAGGGCCGGGAUUCGUCUGUAUGGACACAUUCAGCAAGCAUGGCAGAUGCUCGCAGGCAAACAAAUUUCAGAUGUUCCCCUCAAGAAGACACAGGUACGCUACAGAAGCUUCAGAUGA